Paramuricea clavata is the source of this 6923-nucleotide messenger RNA. The record is from the annotation of a GenBank genome assembly. NCBI's taxonomy places the organism in Eukaryota, Metazoa, Cnidaria, Anthozoa, Malacalcyonacea, Plexauridae.
CUUCCACAAUGCUCCUAAAAAUACUUCGGCACAUACCAUUGCUUUCAUUGUUUUAACUUUCCAAUUUUUUUAUGAGGAAAAUGUCACAUGUCAAGAAGCCCUCUGAAACGAAUAAGCGAUUAUAUAAAUUGUUGUACAGCUGUAGUUAUCAGAACCCUUAAUACAAUGUUACGCCCUCAUUCCCAAGGCAAUUGCUGGCAGUAUGUCUCACUGGACGCAGACUUGCCCCGAGUUCCUCCUUCCUUGUUGCCCACAAGAUCGUGUCUUGUUAGGUGCUACGACUGGGACGCCACAGAAAGAGGUACUUGAAGCAAGUCUGUGCUAAGCGGGACUCAGAAAAUUUUUCUUGAUAUCUAAUUCGACUUUAUCUAGCCCCAGAACACAACUCAUAAGGAGUCAUUUUUUUAUUUUCCCUAGGCGACUUAUUCAGCCGUGACAAAACAUAUGCAAGUAUAAUUGUGAUUGAUCUGUGUGUGGAUCUAUUCUUCUUCUGUGAUAUCAUUGUCAACUUUCGCACAACAUACAUUGGAAAGAAUGAUGCUUUGGUUGCAAACCCUAAAAAGAUCGCUAUACGCUAUUUAAGAACCUAUUUUAUUGUUGAUCUCGUUGCUGCGAUACCGUGGGAUUUAAUUGCUGUACCUGCACUUGAGGUAAUUAUUUCUUAUUCUGAACAAAAUUAUACUAGAAAGACCAAAGUAAGAAAUGUUGUAAUAAAACGAGAUCUCUAAAAAUUCGGAAUCGAUCUACAUGCAUUUAUAUGGUUACAGGCUAGAGAUUCGUCUGGGACUAUAACCUACACACGUGGAGGUUAAAAGAGCUGGUAUCAAAGAGUGUUUUGUUUGAUGUGGCAACCUUGUGCAUGGCGUUAUUACGAAAUUCACCGAACUGUGGAAUCGCAUCAAAAAUUCGUAUCGCCGCCACUCCCACAAACGCCUACGACCAGCCAAUCCGGUUCUUGGUAACAAUUACAAUUAAACGUCGACUGGCUGUUUAAAAUUAGAAUUGUAAACAAUGCAAAAAUAUGUAGGUGGGGUCGUAGACGUUUGUGGGAGUGGCGGCGAUACGAAUUUUUGAUGCGAUUUCCACAGUUUGGUGACUUUCGUAAUAUCGGAACACACUACUGGGACAUGAAACCAGUUCAGCCUUCAAUUCGACCCAGAAAGUGGGAUUAUUGCAUACAAAUUGUCUUUACAAAGUUUAAAGUUAGGAUGAGAGGCGGUGGUUAGUCGCUGAUACUGCUGCUGAGUUUCAACGACAAACAUUUUUAUUCCAUUUUUAGAGUACAACAUCGCUGAGCCUCCUUAAGACAGUUCGUCUGUUGCGUCUGUUCCAAGCUGCGAGACGAUUGGACCAGAAUUACGAGAAAAGUGUUUCAUUGCUAUUUCUCAUGGUGUUUGCAUUCUCGCUGGUUGCUCAUUGGUUGGCAUGUGUCUGGUAUACUAUUGGCUACAAUGAAAACAACAAAUCAAUUCCCAACUCAUGGCUGUCCCAGCUGGCUAUUAACAAUGAAGAACCGUUUUAUAAUCAAACUAUUGGUGGACCAUCCUUGAGAGCUCGCUAUCUCACCUCGCUUUAUUUUACAUUAACAUGUUUAACAAGUGUAGGGUUUGGUAACGUGUCAGCAAAUACAGAUUUUGAGAAGCUCUUUACCAUUGUGAGCAUGUUGAUUGGAGGUAAGUUGUGAAAUAGGAUAAUUUUUGAAUAUGGAAUUAAGAAAGAAACUAGAGGAUUGAGUAUGCACAAUCUAAAAGCCAGUUAAGUGUAACCAGUCCAAGUUAUCAACUCAUGAUGUGCAAAAAUUCCUUGUUUUGGCAAAAAUCGCCAAAUUCAUUGUUCACUUUUCAGUAGUUGUACAACGAUUUUCUCAAAAUUUUACUAUUGACCGAUUCAAAAACAAGCUACCACGAUUUUACAUGAUUUAUUAUUUUAUGCAUUACCAGAAACUGUUAGUCUAAGCAAAACGAUCCAUGGAAGCAAAAUGAACGUCGGUAUUUUUAACAUUUAAUUUCUCAAAGAAAAUAUUAAGUAAAACUGUUAGUCUUUUGAAGUACAGUAUUUUAUAAGGCCGCAGUGAUUACCUUGGCUGAAAGUAAUAUCGGAAGAAGAAUGACAACUAUUUUUCGAAUUAUUGGUCUAUAGGCACCUCUGCUAUUUGAUAUAUUAACGAUGAUUUGAAUUGUUGGCGGGUAUUGAAUGUUUUCUAAAUAUAGCAACAUUUUUCCCCAAUGGUAUAUAAUAUAUUAUGUGAAAUUUCUUAAAAUCGAAUUUUAACUUCACGUGUGCAAAUACAUGUAUUUGAAAUAUCACAUGGCUAAAUUAAGUUGGAGUUUCCAGCUCAAACACCAUGCGAUUAAAGGUGUAGCAGAUAUAAACAUUCACAUCCCAACGACGUUUCUGCCAAGCAUGUAGCGAAAUGUGCAUCUCAUAAAACUUUCGUAAGCCUCUGCUUCUUCUUUUGCUAUUGGCAACUAUUAUAAAUGUUGUUUAUUUUAGCAUUACUGUUUGCUGCUGUGUUUGGUAAUGUUUCCGCCAUCAUAUAUGGCCACUAUUCCGGAACAUUCAAGUUCCGAGAACGAAUGCAGUCUGUGAAGUAUUUUCUUGGAUUUCAUAAAAUUAAAGGUCCUCUGGCACGAAAAGUGAAGGAUUAUGCACGACACAUGUGGACACAGACGAAAGGAAUUUCAACAAUGAAGGUAAAGGAAAACGCCUUAAACAAGGCUACUAUAAUGACAGUGAUAUAAUCUUGAACGCGGUCUGUGCCAGUGUAGGUAAUAGGCCAAACCAAACGUUAACUUCUUCAAAUAAAUGGUAGUAAAGAUAAUUCGUCGUAUAUUAUCAACCGCGUGAAUUUAAUACAGUCUUAGAAGUUGAAGACAUGGGUUUUAUGGUUGGGAAGAGUUCUGCUUAACCCAGUUUGAAGUUGCACUUGUUGCGGCUUGAAAUGCAGCCGUUGUAUCAAUCUGUGAUUUGGCGUUGUAAACAGAGCGAAGGACAUUGUCUAAAUUAUUCAUAUAUUGUAAUUAUUCAAUUCUUUUCAAUGAUUUAUUGUAUUGGUAGCCGUUGCCGUCGCGUUGCCGUCCUAAAUCGUAAGGUCUCUAAUGCCAAUAAUAAGAAAACUUCGGAUAAGGAUGCAACUACCUGAAAAAUACAAGGAGAACUUCGCCGUUUCGAGCGAAGGCCUUUCGUCGGGAAGUUAGUAACGAAGUAAGUCGUCGUAAUAUUCAGGUAGUUGCAUCACUAUCAAUGACAGUAUUUAUUGUAACAGUAAGACAUUUCACAAACCCAAAAAUGUCAUGGAUGGGUGACUCCUUAGUUUCCUUGUCCAAUAACUCAUAGAAUUACAAUCAAACUUCAACUUACAUUGAAUUUUCGCCAAAACUUUGAACUCAAGACGACAAGAGAGAUAGCGACAGAAACACCACCUCCAUGACAACGAUAGCCAAUAGAUUAGUCGAACCAAUUUCAACGAUUCCUUUCUUCUCUAGGUGAUGAAACAGUUUCCAAAAAAUCUUCAAGAAGAAAUAAGUUGUUAUUUACACUUUAACGUUGUCAAAAACUGUCAACUGUUUGAAAGCGCUGAAGAAGGUUGCUUAUGGGGUUUGGCUACAAGGAUGAUUCGACUUCAUCAUCUUCCAAACAACGUCAUCAUACGACAAGGAUCCAUUGUAAAUUCUAUUUAUUUCAUCAACCGAGGUAGACUGGAUGUUUGUCGAAACGGAGCAGUGGUUGGAACUCUUGGUAAGGUUUUCCAUAUAGUUGAAAAUAUUUUAAAUCCAAAGAAAAAAGAUUAUAUUUCCAGAGCAUCAUGGUUACAUUGUCUUUAUUUGAUCACUUGCUUCAUUCACCACAACAGUGGAACAAUUGCAGAGGAUGUAAAGAGACUGGGAGAUAGUAAUGAAGGGAGGGAAGGGGAUUGCAGAAAAGAAAACAAUGUCGAGGAGCCUUCCACCAAUUAUUCCUGACAAUCCUCCUUUAUCACCUCCUUUUCCAUCAGAAAACGAUAGAGAGGUUGAUUUAUGAAAUACGAAAAUUGAAUAUUUACAGACACAUUUUGACACUAAAUACAUGCUGUGGAUACAAUUUAUUUCAGAACGUGAAAUUAUUUGGGAAUACAAAAAGAUCCGUCAUCAUCACACAGAAUUGAGAACGCUAAAUCUUAACGGAAAAUUUAUUAUAUAUUUUGUAUUCCUUUGUGAUAUAAAGUUUUGGUCCUUUGUUAUAGGUGAAGGUGAUGCAUUUGGUAAUUUGAAUUUAACUGAAAAUAGUGGCGUACAUAAAUCAGCAGUGAUGCUGCGUUGUUCAUGCUGUGUUGACAUUCAUAUUUUGGAAGUAAAUGAUCUCAAGGAAGUCUUGCAAAUGUUUCCAGAGUUUAGCAAGAAUCUCAAGAAGAAAAUGAGUACUAUAAUGAAAAAAACAGUACUUACAAGCCAGGUACAUUUUCCGAUAUAAUAUAAAAUUUAUAUUCAAAGAAAUUGAUCUCUACAUUACGUUUGUACAGAAUAUUUUAUACUGACUUUGUAGAUCCUGAGUUCGUGGGAUGCAAUAGAAGUUGAAGAAACCUGUUCUGAACACCACGGUUUACAUUUCUUCACCUCGUGGCUUGGACGACAGAAAGCGAAACGAAAUUGUAAUGCGCAAGACCAUGAGAUUAGUUUCUCACAAAAGAAAAAGAACAAGAAAGGAGGAAUAAACGAAACAUUAGUUGCACUUCCAUUGUGUGUUCUGAGUUCAACAUGUGGCUCUAAUGAUGACGUUCAAAAACUCUGGAGGUUUGCCAAUAUCAUUGAGAACAAUAAAGAAGAACAAAUAAAUGGCAUACCACAUGGAAAACAUAAUUUUACUAAAAUAAAUGAAAAACUUAAUGAAGACGAUCUUAACUUUGAGCAAAGUAAUCCGCAUUAUGAGCAAAGUAAUCCGCCACAAUGUCGUCACAGGCGAGGUCAAAACAUCACGGAUAAGUGGACAUGCGAUCAGGAACCUGCAGAAGAACAGAACAGCGAGUCAGAGGAAUCGACAGCAAGUCAUUCUCGAGGUUGUGAGUUUCAUGAACCACCUUUAGAAAAAGAUGAUGAAACGAACCAAGGAAAACUUGAAUCAACUGUUUAUCAUAUGAACAAGAAACUGCAAAUACUUGAGACGAAAAUGGACGCAAUACUUGCCCUCGUGGAACAACAGCAAUCCUCAAAGAAAAGUUGAAAAUAUUUCAGUACAGAUCUAAGCAAGGAAGCACCCUUAUUCAGUAGAACAGAACUGUCAUGGUGGAGUGAAGUGCCAGCAGAAUCUCGCAAUCAUAAUCAACCAGCACUGAUGAAAACCCAAAAUGAACCACACCAAGGCAGAUAGUGAUAAAUAUCGAAUGAUAAAUAUGAAUGGUUUAAGUAGAAUUUAUGUAUACAUGUAAUAUAGUCUAUAUAUAACGUUAGACAUUCAUUCAUAUAACACAAAAGACAUUCACUCAAAGUAUAAGUUAUUGACCGAGUUAGAGGUCCGGGCAACAACAGAUUUUCGGAUUUUAAAAAAUUCGAUUUUAUCAAUAAAAAAAUAAAUUGAAAUAAAAUUUCAUUUUAAAAAUAAAAUUUUAUUUAAAAUCUGGAUUUUAAUAAAAUUCGAAAACAGAGCAGUUUUCAGUGUUGCUUCACUUUAUAGUUUGCCAGAAAGCUUUUUCUGUACAUGUAAACAACGUUUUAACAGAAACUAGAUAAGAGUAGUAAGUUUUAUUUUAUAUAAAAAACUUACCAAAUUUUAGUCACAUAUUUCUUCGCGAGCCGUCGAUCUCAGUGAAUAGUUGUCUCUGUACUGCAGAUUAACGACCGCUCAGGAACCAAUUCCUCUCGGGCGUUUCAGGAUACUCAUUUUGGAUCCGGAACAUGCACAUAAUUCCCCUUACAUGCAUAAACGUUCCCCUCGAUUUUCUCAGUUAAGAUCACUUCUUUUUUAGUAAUCUCUUAAAACACAACUGUAUAUAUAGUAUUUUGUUUCAACUGAUAGAUAUUUGUCACCCUUGCUGAGGUAAACAACCCCACCAACAAUUGAAUGCCUUCUUAUUUUUCAUUGCGAUUGUGGGAAGCUUCAGCGUGAAAGAACGCAUGCUCCAAGAUAUUGAAUGUUUCAGAAGUCGGCAGUCCAUCAAUUCAUUUGAAAAAAAAUUGUUUCAUAUGAUUUCGGGAAUAAAUACUUGUUCUUGUGAUAAAUUUCUGCUUCUGUUUAGUUAAAAGUUAAAUGAAUUAUUACGAUGUUAUGAGGGAUCGUAAUUUCCGCGUUUCCGCAGUUACGUAUAUAUUAGAGAGGUUCAGAUUUGACUUCCGCUACCACUACUUCUCACUGGCUUGCAAUGGAAUACCUUAGCUUCAGGCCUACAGAAAAUACACAUCAGAUGGACCAUUGAACAACGGUAAUGACAUUUUUACCCAUAUUGACAAUACUAACCAAAUUGAACGAGUUAUAGUCGGUUUCACGAAACUUUGACCACAAAUGUUCCGAACUUCGUUGCGAAGUUCGCAAGUUCGUUGCGAAGUUCAAAAGUUCAUAAUGCGAUUCACAAACCAGUUUUUUUGUAAACUGUACGCAUUUGAUUGGCUUCUUUUACUUCAGGGACCAAUCGGGGACUUUGUUUACAAGUUGGCUUGUGAAUUCCAAUAUGAACUUCCGAACUUCGCAACGAAGUUCGGAACAUUUGUGGUCAAUGUUUCGUGAAAUGGAUUACAAUGAUUGUAUUUCUUGUAGUUUCCCUUAAUCGUACACAAAUACAAUACAAAAUGCAAUAAUAAAUAUAUUAUGCUAUGAAUGUUUAUUGCGACUAUAUGCCAUGCAUGAUUAUAUCCUUAAUGUUUCUCUAUCACUUCACAGAAACGAACAUCACUAGUUUAAAUUACAGUGCCAUCUGCAUCCCAAAAUCAGUGAAAAUCAAGAUGUAAUUCUAUACA